AUGGACUCCUCCAUCGCUGUGAGGCCGGUUCACGAGCCCCGACCAGCGACACCCAUCUCCUCCGAUAUCGAGCACGCUGAUGGCCCUCCUCAGAAGCUGAAGGGCCGUCACAAGCUCCUUCAGAGCCUCCAACGUAUGUCUUCGUCGCCCUCGCUCGCCAAACUGGGCCGGACCCGUUCUUCCGAGAAGGUCUACCGGCCCAACCACAAGGCCUCCAUUUCCUGUACUUCACUCGGAUCGCCCACCUCGACUGUCUCUAUAUCCCCUCCCAACUCUUUCACCUCGCAGCUGUCCAAUGGCUACUCUACCGCCCCCACCACCCCGGGUUCGCCUGGGAGCGAGCGCUCCUAUUUCGAGUCCAACUUCCGCCUGCGACCCAUCGACCCCAGCGAGCUGUCCUCAGUUUCCGUUCCAAUCGAUAUCCGAUCUGCGAAGCCCAUCUCCUCUACCCUCCAUGAGAUUCCCGAGAAGCCAAUGCCCCGACGGCAGAACUUCAAUUUCUGGAGAGACCUACCCCACGAAAUCCGAGUCCAUAUCUUCGGCUACCUGUCUCCAAAAGAAAUCAUAAGGAUGUCCGCUGUAUCGAAACAAUGGCACGAAAUGUGCUUCGAUGGCCAGUUGUGGACGAGCCUUGAUUGUCAAACAUACUACACCCAAAUUACAUCUGAAGCCCUGAUCAAAAUCAUGCUCAAGGCUGGUGCGUUCGUCAAAGAUCUGAACCUACGAGGAUGUGUACAACUCCGGGAUCAGUGGCUGAGUCUGGGUACUCGCAUGACCAAUCAAGAAUGCCGGAACCUCGAAAACCUGGUCAUAGAAGGAUGCAAGAUCGAGCGCUCCAGCAUUCACUUCUUCCUGCUGAGAAACCCCAAGCUACUUCAUAUCAACAUGCGUGGAAUGCAGAACAUCAACAAUGCAACCAUGAAGAUUAUCGCAACCCACUGCCCCCAGCUGGAGGUCUUGAACAUUGACUGGUGUUCUCAAAUUGAUUCUAGAGGUCUGAAGAAAGUGGUGCAGUCCUGCCCGAACCUCCGAGAUCUAAGAGCCUCGGACGUUCGUGGAUUUGACGAUCUGGAUUUCGUCAACGAGCUGUUUGAGCGGAACACCCUCGAAAGAUUGCUUCUGCAGCACUGUGAUAGCUUGACCGACGAUUCUCUCGAGGUUCUGGCUCAUGGCAUUGACCCAGAGCGGGAUAUUCUGACCGAGCGACCCCUAGUACCGCCACGAAGACUCCGCCAUCUCGAUCUGAAGCGCUGCCGGCAUAUUACCGAUCGUGGUAUCAAGGCACUUGCAUACAACGUGCCGUUCCUCGAAGGCCUACGUCUGUGUCAGGACAGCGCUCUCACCGAUGAUGCUCUCAUGGCACUAAUCCCGACCACGCCUCGCCUGACCCAUCUCGAGGUCGAAGAGGUUGAGACGCUAACUAACGCGACGCUCACCACGAUCGCGUCCUCCCUGUGCGCCCGAUCGCUCGAACAUCUCAACAUAUCCUACUGCGAGCAGAUGGGCGAUUCUGGAACAAUUCCACUCCUCAAGGCAUGCCCCAACAUCCGCUCGCUCUGCCUUGAUAACACUCGCGUCUCUGACCUUACACUUAUGGAAGCCUCCGAGCAGGUUCGCAAGCGUGGAUCCACCACAAAGAAAUUUCAGCGACCGAAGAAAGGCCUCGAGCUUGUGGCCUUCGAUUGCGCCAAUGUCACGUGGGCAGGCGUCCGUGAGGUCCUACAAAGCAAUUGCCGCGUCAUGUCCGGCCGGAAGAAGUCCGUGGUGCAGACCACCUCCGCAGAAACAGAUCGCGAGAACGAGGACGGGGAGCCUGAAGUCGAGAACAUCAAGCGUAUUAUCGAAAUAUCUACAUUGCUUUACCCUGCACAGAUCAUUCACCUCAAGGCUUUCUAUGGCUGGCAGCAGACAGUGGAGGAGCACUACAAACGCUGCGCCACGGCCAGGUGGGGUGCAGCCGCCAGGCUCGAGCACAAGUGGGCGGAGUGGAUGGUGGCCAGCCAAGAGGUUGGAGCCGUCGGUCACGGCUGGUCCAGCAGAAGGAGACGCAGGCGUGCGCGAGAGGCCGAGAACCGUGUUCGAGAUGAGAACGAAGGCGGAGUCGCUUUCGAUGUGGGAACAGAAGAAGAGACGAGUAGUGGGAUCGAAACGCCAGGUGGGACAGUCAGGCCCAGUGGACGCAGACGCGCCAGGAGCGGCGGCUGUGUUGUGAUGUGA
Molecule: messenger RNA, 2217 nt
Organism: Cyphellophora europaea CBS 101466
Lineage: Eukaryota; Fungi; Ascomycota; Eurotiomycetes; Chaetothyriales; Cyphellophoraceae
Exons: 1
Coding region: 1-2217 (738 amino acids)
Biological process (GO): SCF-dependent proteasomal ubiquitin-dependent protein catabolic process
Cellular component (GO): SCF ubiquitin ligase complex
Molecular function (GO): protein binding
Source: RefSeq, a predicted model, not a curated record